UCCCGGAGUCCCUCCCCUCCCCGUCCGGGCGCCGCUCCCCCAUCCUGGUCGCGUGCUGUGGCAUGGGAGAGAAGCCUUCAUAAAUGAUGUCCUUCCUUCCGAAGGGCAGAACUACACUAUCAGAGUUUAAGUGGCCAUGGAGAGGUGAAUCACAGCUAUCGGCACAUCUUAUUGACAUUCCAGCUGAAAUUGAAUUGUCGGACUACCGAAGAUUGCCAUCUACUGGCAAUGAGAGCCCAUCUGGGCUACUUCAUGGAGAAGACUGUAAUGCCGACGUGAUACCUGACUUGGAUAUUUUCUUUGAGAGGAUUUAUGAAUAUUUCUGCGCAAAAGGCCUCAGGUGCAUCAUCACCAUAUGGAUAAUUGAGAUCCUUAAUGUGGUGUUUAUGGUAUUCUGUAUUGGAUUUUUCUUCUUGUUUGUUGAUUGGGCUGCCCUGGGUGAUUUGAAAUGUGGAGUGGAGGCGCUUGAGUUAGGGGCGAAACCUUGUGACCUGAUGAAACUCAUUAAGGAUCAUCCAUUAGUUCCUUUCACAUUUACAAAGUUGAUCACUGUUGGAUCAAUGGCUAUACUGUCAACAUACGGUUUGAUGAACUUUGUGAAGUUUUUUGUAAAACUGAGAAGCACACUAAAGGUCCGUGACUUCUACUGUAACAGUCUCAAGGUUACAGAUCUCGAGAUUCAGACUAUAUCAUGGCCCAGAGUGGUUGAGAAGAUUGUACUUUUACAGAAUUCACAACGACUUUGCGUCGUUAAGGGUCUCACAGAGCAUGAUAUAAUCAUGCGAAUAAUGCGUAAAGAAAACUACUUGAUUGGGAUGGUUAAUAAAUCCAUCAUCGCAUUGCCAAUCCCCUGUUGGCUUCCUGGAGUUGGCCCAACUAUCAGCUCACGUAUGCAUGGAAAGAAAAGCUAUCUGAUGCUUCCAAAGACCCUGGAGUGGACAUUGAAUUGGUGCAUCUUCCAAACCAUGUUCGAUAGCAAAUUUUGUGUUAGAAAAGACUUUCUAACAAGCCCGUCUUUAUUGAAGAAGCGGCUUGUGUUUAUUGGUAUUGUCAUGCUUCUUCUGUCACCCUGUCUUGUGAUCUUCCCAUUGGUAUACCUCUUUCUAAGAUAUGCAGAAGAAUUCUACAACCACCCCAGUACAGCAUCAGCUCGAAGAUGGUCAAAUCUUUCAAAGUGGAUUUUAAGGGAAUACAAUGAGGUUGAUCAUUUCUUCAAGCAUAGGUUAAAUAACAGUACUGUUGACUCCCUAAAUUAUUUCAAGCAGUUUCCAACUCCAGUAAUAUCUAUAAUUGCAAAAUUUAUAUCGUUUGUAUCUGGUGGUUUGGCUGGUAUUCUUCUUAUCCUUGGAUUUCUAGGUGAAUCCAUACUUGAGGGUCAUGUUUUUGGCCGAGAUCUUCUCUGGUACACUAUUGUUCUUGGAACAAUAGCAACUGUUAGUCGGAGAGUUGUGGUCGACGAACUUCAAGUGAUAGAUCCAGAAGGAGCUAUGUCCUUUGUUGUGCAGCAGACACACUACAUGCCUAAAAGGUGGCGUGGUAAAGAAGGCAGUGAAGAUGUGCGAAGGGAAUUCGAGUCUCUGUUUCAGUAUACUAUAACGAUGCUACUAGAAGAGAUGGCCUCAAUUUUUAUCACUCCAUAUCUGUUAAUAUUUGUGGUUCCAAAGUGUGUCGAUGAUAUUCUACGCUUCAUAUCAGACUUUACAAUAUACGUUGAUGGAGUAGGAGAUGUUUGCAGCUUGAGCCUGUUUGACUUCACCAGACAUGGAAAUACAAACUAUGGUUCACCACAUAAUGCAGUUAAAGGCAUGAGAAGCUCCCAAGGAAAAAUGGAGAAAUCGCUAUUGAGUUUUCAAAGCACCUAUACAUCAUGGGAGCCAAACGCAGAUGGAAGGAAAUUUAUCUGCAACCUCCAGAAAUUCAAGGAGAAGCAAAUCCGUCAACAUACCUUUCAAACAACGGAAGCAUCACAACUUGGGUUGAGUAGUAGAGGUCAGACUGCUGAUGUUUUCCAGCGACUGCUCCCUAGGAAUACCUAUCCCAGCAAUGGGGUCUUCUUUAAUUUCAACCCAUUAGGACUGCUUGACACAGAUCAAAGAGCUUGUCCAUAUAUUCUGGAUUGGUAUUAUACACAUCACCAGACACACUCGGAGAGAGAAGCGCACUCAUCUCCUCACCUUGCAUCACAUGAGCAACAGGAGGAUAUAUGGCCACUCCUGAGCAAACCAUUAACAGAAAUUGAAGACGAGCAAACCUGGGACUCUAAUUUGUAUAGAAGAGCUCGAAGUAACUUGGAGGCAUCAACAUCAAGUGCAUUCUUUCAACAGGCCCCCUUCAGGUACCAGGGCAGGGAACAAAACUCUACGAGCCAUCAAUGGUGGGCUCAGACCUCGAGGCAGCGGACUGAUCCCCAAAACAGUUUUGCUGGGCAUCCUCAAGACAGUUUUCUUGAGCCUCCGGACUUCAGAAAUCAUUUGGAAGCUAGCCAUGUCUCCAGCCAUCAAAGCGAUUGGAGGCUGACCUCCAGAAGGUCAAUUGAUCCACAAGACAGUUUCCUUGAGCCUCCUGAUUUUGGUAACAAUUACAUGUCCUGUCACAGUUCUAGCCAUCACAGCGAUGACACGUCGGAUGGAAACCCAGAACUAGAUCAAAGCAACAAUAGUUGGCGAAGCCCCCAUGCCGCCAUGUCCAAGACAAGGUACAUGGGUGAUGAUGACGACGACCUUGACAUAGAACAAGGCGUGAGUUACCAUUUCACCGAUGCCCCUCAGAAGUAUGGUGGAAGCGAAGGAGAUGGACAUGGUGUAGCCGAUAUUUACAACUCUACACCAGCCAGCCUUCCUGUACGGGUAUUACCUAGAAGCAGUGACCCAGUUUAGGUAGGUAAACACACGAAAGAAAAUAGUAGUAAUACUUGUGAGAGGGCAUUUUACGUGUUCUUAUAUAUAUAUAGCAGAAAAAUAUGCAUAAUUUAGUUUAUUGUGUUUGGCAAAGGCCGACCAAUUCUUUCUGUAAAGUUGAAUUACGUGCCUAAUAGGCCCGUCGUUGCCUAUUUGGGGGAAAGAGAACCAUUCUUUAAUUUAUAUUACCAUAGUUGAAUCUUUUGCCUGCCGUCGGAUGCAAUCAUAUCGGAUGCAAUCAUAUU
This is a messenger RNA of Oryza brachyantha (malo sina), 3142 nucleotides long. RefSeq names its product autophagy-related protein 9-like. The coding region runs from base 84 to 2876 and encodes 930 amino acids. NCBI's taxonomy places the organism in Eukaryota, Viridiplantae, Streptophyta, Magnoliopsida, Poales, Poaceae. Gene Ontology annotation, cellular component: phagophore assembly site; autophagosome. The transcript is spliced from 10 exons. Gene Ontology annotation, biological process: autophagy of mitochondrion; protein localization to phagophore assembly site. The record is from RefSeq and is a predicted model, not a curated record.